Molecule: messenger RNA, 2705 nt
Organism: Silurus meridionalis
Lineage: Eukaryota; Metazoa; Chordata; Actinopteri; Siluriformes; Siluridae
Gene: arhgap19
Product: Rho GTPase activating protein 19
Exons: 11
Coding region: 49-1416 (455 amino acids)
Biological process (GO): signal transduction; regulation of small GTPase mediated signal transduction
Cellular component (GO): cytoplasm
Molecular function (GO): GTPase activator activity
Source: RefSeq, a predicted model, not a curated record
AUCCGGGGGCGGUUCUAAGGCGGUCUGAGUGGCAAAUUCAAACUGAACAUGGCGGCUGAGAACGACCACGAAGAAAACAAACAGAGUAGAAGGGGAACAGUAUGUAACAUAGUCAUAAGCCAGGAGAUGCCUCACAGCCAGCCGGUUAUUUUCAACCCGGAUUUCUUCGUGGAGAAACUGAGGCACGAGAAGCCGCAGGUUUUCACUGAGCUCUUGUUGAGUAACAUCAGCAGGCUCAUUGAUUUACCCGGAGCAGAGUUCGCACAACUCCAGGGAGAAGCAGACCUCAAGCUUCCUGCUUCCACAGGCUUCCUGCGUCUCCCCAACUUCCUAAAGCGAAAAGAGAAAGGUGUGAUCUUUGGAGCACCAUUAACUGAAGAGGGCAUUGCUCAAAUUUACCAGCUCAUCGAGUACCUUGGAAAAAACCUACAUGUAGAGGGUCUGUUCCGUGUGCCAGGGAACAGCAUCAGACAGCAGGCACUGAGGGAGAUGCUCAACAGUGGUGCAGAUGUCGACCUGGAAACGGGGGAUUACCACCCGCGUGACGCGGCCACACUGCUCAAGGCCUUCCUCGGGGAGCUCCCAGAGCCGCUGCUGACUCAUCGCCAUUAUCACGCGCAUCUCAAAAUAGCAGAGAUUACGCUGUUCGACGAGAAAGGAAACAAGACCUCUGUACCAAACAAAGAGCGCCAGCUCGAAGCACUGCAGCUUCUCUUCAUGCUGCUGCCUCCAGCCAACCGCAGCCUCCUCAAACUACUGUUGGACCUUCUCUAUCACACCGCCAAGCAGCAGGACAAAAACAAAAUGUCUGCCUUCAACCUGGCCCUCAUGUUCGCACCUCAUAUCAUAUGGCCCAAAAAUGUGACUGCGAACGAUCUGCAGGACAAUUUGAACAAGCUGAACAACGGCGUCGCGUUUCUCAUCAAGCACUCGCAGAAGUUGUUUCGGGCUCCAGCGUACAUCAAAGAUCAUGCACGGAUGCUCUUCACCGGCUCAGAAACUCCUCAAUCAAAGGACGACUUGGAGCUGUGCGCCGGAGCGGUACGUGGCCCCCCAUCCAAGAGAAGCAGCGAGGCAGACGGCAGCGGCGGUCAGAAACACACGCAGGAGGCGCUGCGGGAGCUUUUUCAGCAUGUCAGCACCAUGCCUGACUCUGCAAAGAAGAAGAAACUCAUUCGACAGUUCAAUAAGCAGGGCACUCCAACCCGUGAAAGCCCUAGACCUUCCAACCAAAAGCAUGCUCGAUCCCGCUCAUUCGGAGGCCUUAUCAAGAAGAAAGUUUUGGGGAAUCAAGUUACAAAUGAACGAGUGGCAUCCGGGACGAGCCAAAGCAAAGAUGUGAACAAAGAAAACGGUUCCUCAUCUAUCAAAAGAACUCCUCAUUCUUCAGGACAACAUUCUAGUUUAAGCCUGUAAUGUUUUUUUUUUUUUUUUUUUCUUCCUUUUUUCAUUUUCAUUUUCAUUUUUUAUUUUUAUUUUUUUUUUUUUUUAUUAAUUUCAGCUUAGGAAGUAUUUAUUUGGAAACAAUUAACAAGUGUUACUAUGCAAACAAGAUGGAUUUCCAAACAAUUUUUUUUAAUUUUUACAUGGGUUAGAUAUUAUAACCAGUUGUGAAUGUCCUAAAUUAAAAAUGUUUGAAAGAUGUAGGGGGAAAACAAAAAAAAAGUAAAAAUUGUCGCAAGCAUGUAGCAUCUACUCAGAAAAGCCUGGAAUAGAGUUUGUAUUUAGGAAGGUUAAGCAUGUACUGAGAGGGUUUUUAUUUUUAUUUUUUAUUAUUGAUAUUAUUAAUUCAGGAUGUGUACUUUGGCUUCCACUGGAUUUAAAAAAAAAUAUCCAGGUAUGUAAAUUUAGCAUGACUAGACAUCCACUGCACCCGAAAUGUGACAUACUAAACAGCUGUUGUGUUUAAUUUAAACCUACGCUUUAGUAUAAAUAUACAGAGUCUGGGAUGAAAUUGUGGUCUUCUUACAAAUGUUGAAGGCUACACAGGUGGUCGCUGUUACAAUGUUUGAGAUGUGAGAAGUUUAUUGAAAAUUGUCUUUUUUGAGGGGGGGGAAGUUUCUGUUUUUCCAAACGGAACAUGUCCUAGUUUACACUUAUUCAUAACUUAUUUUAGAGGCAUGUAGACUUUAUUUUAUUUGUUAUACUACCAUUGAUUUCUGCAUCACCACUCGAAAGUGCAUUGUACCGAAAUGAAACUAGGCUCAGCCUCGUGGAACAUGGAUAUAAAAGACAAAGGAAUUUGUCAGAUUUGUGGGAUUUCACAUCGAACAAUGUGUUUUUAAAGGAUUUUUAUUUUAACUUUUUAAAUGUGAAUAAGCUUCAGCCUGAAUUUCUCCAUGUUUAUUUGCAGUCUUAUAUUGUUAACUCAUCUUUUAUACUACUGUCUUUUUUAUUGUUUAUUUUUAGGAUUUAACCACUUUAACUUGAGAUUGCUUUUAAGUUAUUUCUUUUAAUAUUUUUAUAUGUGAAAGUGAUUCGUUUCAUCUCAGUGGCUCUUGAGUUUCACUCGGCUUUUCUUUGCCUUUUUUUUUUUUUAUGGUGACUGCAUUGUUCACAUUUUACCUCCGACUUUACCAGUUAUUAAAACCAGCAUGGUAUUGUAGCAGUAUGUGGAUCGAUGUUGUCAUGAUUGGGUUUAAAGUCAUAGCUGUAUUGUACAGUGCCUUCAGCUUUUGACAUUAAAUCAAAAGUAUUAAAAUCUA